CCAACUGCCACCUGGUGCAUUCUGCAUACCUGACCGCCCUGCACACCAUGCCGUAUCUUCCGUUCGGCACCCCCUCAGCAUACACUGACUCGUUCCCUGCCCCGCCCCCGAAGCAUGUCACCGUCACUGCCGACACCUGCUUCAAUCUCACUGUUUUCAGAGAGAUCGUGCGGCAGUACCGCAAGCUGGACGACCAGAUCAUCAUCCGCUUGAACAGGGCGCAAGCUGAGCUCAGAGAUCAGUCACGGACGUUAGGCUCUUCUUGGAUUCCUGCCAAAUCCAUGGACGGCGCCGAGGGGAUGUGUGUCAAGCUCUGGGCAGAGAUGAUGGAGGGGUGGGUUCACCGACAGACUCUUCUGACUUUUUGUCAGCAAUCCGUCAAAUCUUCUGAACAGGUGAACGUACAGGAGGGCGGACAUGCUCGUGGCCUGAGAGAAGCGGAAGUAUUGGGAGAUCAAUUGGCAAGUGAAGAAAGUAUCGAGGCAAUCAUCAGAAAACGAACUCUCGACGCCUUCAAGAGUCGCUGCCCGUAUUUCCAUCCUUCCGAUCUCAAUUCAAGGUCGUGGUGGAACCUCGCCGAUCAGGGCUUCAAAGGACACAUUUCCGAGCCAUCUUCGUGAUUCAAUCGGCCAUCAUCCCUCCAACACUGCAAAUGGCCAGGCUACUUCACUUCUCACAUAUACCAGCUACAGAUUCUCCAGACCA
Messenger RNA from Cryptococcus amylolentus CBS 6039, 705 nucleotides. RefSeq lists its product as hypothetical. The transcript is spliced from 5 exons. Bases 48 to 620 code for a protein of 190 amino acids. Lineage: Eukaryota; Fungi; Basidiomycota; Tremellomycetes; Tremellales; Cryptococcaceae. The record is from RefSeq and is a predicted model, not a curated record. Gene Ontology annotation, cellular component: mitochondrial intermembrane space; mitochondrion.